Molecule: messenger RNA, 2342 nt
Organism: Erinaceus europaeus (western European hedgehog)
Lineage: Eukaryota; Metazoa; Chordata; Mammalia; Eulipotyphla; Erinaceidae
Gene: CCNY
Product: cyclin Y
Exons: 10
Coding region: 93-1118 (341 amino acids)
Biological process (GO): regulation of cyclin-dependent protein serine/threonine kinase activity; regulation of canonical Wnt signaling pathway
Cellular component (GO): plasma membrane; cytoplasmic cyclin-dependent protein kinase holoenzyme complex
Molecular function (GO): cyclin-dependent protein serine/threonine kinase activator activity; protein kinase binding
Source: RefSeq, a predicted model, not a curated record
UCCUCAUCCUCCCCGUCCGCCCUGUCCUCCCCGUCCAUCCUCAUCCUCCCCGUCCAGCCCCUCCCGCCCCGUCCAGCCCCGUCCCCGCGGCCAUGGGCAACACCACCUCGUGCUGCGUGUCGGCCAGCCCCAAGCUCCACCGCAAUGCGCACUCGCGCCUGGAGUCCUACCGGCCCGACACUGACCUGAGCCGCGACGACACGGGCUGCAACCUGCAGCACAUCAGCGACCGCGAGAACAUCGACGAUUUGAACAUGGAAUUCAAUCCUUCAGACCAUCCUCGGGCCAGCACGAUUUUCCUCAGCAAGUCUCAGACAGACGUGAGAGAGAAACGCAAGAGUCUCUUCAUUAACCACCAUCCUCCAGGACAAGCAGCAAGGAAAUACAGUUCCUGCUCUACUAUUUUCCUAGACGAUAGCACAGUCAGUCAACCAAACCUCAAGUAUACAAUUAAAUGCGUAGCCCUCGCCAUCUAUUACCACAUCAAAAACAGGGACCCAGACGGAAGGAUGCUCUUAGAUAUUUUUGAUGAAAACCUUCACCCUCUCUCGAAAUCUGAAGUGCCACCAGAUUACGACAGGCAUAACCCAGAGCAGAAGCAGAUCUACCGGUUUGUCCGGACCCUCUUCAGCGCUGCUCAACUGACGGCCGAAUGUGCCAUCGUCACCCUGGUUUACCUCGAGAGGCUCCUCACCUACGCCGAGAUCGACAUCUGUCCGGCCAACUGGAAGCGCAUCGUCCUGGGGGCCAUCCUGCUGGCCUCCAAGGUGUGGGACGACCAGGCCGUGUGGAACGUGGACUACUGCCAGAUCCUCAAGGACAUCACCGUGGAGGACAUGAACGAGCUUGAGCGGCAGUUCCUGGAACUGCUCCAGUUCAACAUCAACGUCCCCUCCAGCGUCUACGCCAAGUAUUACUUCGACCUGCGCUCCCUGGCAGAAGCCAACAACCUGAGCUUUCCCCUGGAGCCCCUGAGCAGGGACAGGGCGCACAAGCUGGAGGCCAUCUCUCGCCUCUGUGAGGACAAGUACAAGGACCUGAGGAGGCCCACACGGAAGCGGUCAGCGAGUGCUGACAACCUGACCCUGCCCAGGUGGUCCCCGGCCAUCAUCUCCUAACCCGUCCCCCCCCUCGCCCCCAAGGAGGCCACGCCGCCCCCCCACCCCCAUUUCUCCUUCAGUGUGAGGAAAGACAGACUUCAGGGUGGUUCUGUUUUUGUUUCUCCUCCCCUUCCCACCCUUUUUCCGCACACAGCUCCGGGGGAGGGGGGGCGGUGUGCGGCAGGGCUCCCAGGGCAGCCCAGUCAGUAUUUUGGAAACCCCUCCACCGCCACCCUCUCCACCUCCGCCGUGAGUCACCCGCAGUGCCUCCUUCCUGGAGGAGAGACUGACCCCAGAGGAGGAAGGAAAGGGAGGGAGGGGAGUCUUUGUGGAGGCCAUCUCUCAAGGCCUGGCCCCCUCCCGCCAUGCCAUCCCGUCCUGGUCCUGGUCGUUGUCGUCUGUGACAGGGAUGGCGGGAAACACAGCCGUAGCUAAGGAAGGAGGCCAGACGUCGUUAAAGAUAACAAACCUCCCCUGCACCCCCGUGGAUCAGUCGUCUCCCUGACCGCCUGUAUUCUCUCUCGCUGCUCGGUUUUUCUCCCCUUGGGGCAUGGGAGGUCGGGGUGGGGGGAGACCUAGGGGUCUCCGGUUUGUCUUUUGUUGGGUUCUGAUUUUGGGUCCCACAGAGCAGAACAUCUGGUUUGUACCCGCCACGGCACAGACGUCCAAAUAAAUAGUACCGGCUGCUUCUCUUCUCUGCACCGUUCUUCGCGCUGUCUUCUGAGCGGCGCUCCACCCCUGCUUUGGAAUCGGAGCCAUCUGUCCCCGACCAGAAGCACGUCCCACCCCACCUGUCACCUCCUCCAGUUGCUAGGCUCCAUGGGUCUUUGUGCCUUCCGAUUUCCUCGCAUUCCCCCCCCCCCCCAUCUCCUCCUUUCUCUGGCCUGAAGACAUAGUUCCAAGUCGGUCAGACUGUGGGCAGAAGGAAGUCAGGUGCGGGCACCUGCGGGUGUCAGCCAGCUACUGCGUGGGAGCCGCACACCUGGACUUCCCGCCCACCUCACCCCUUCACCUUCACGUUCAUCGUCGCAAGCAAUAUUCUUCUCGAUUUUUAUAUGUUUACUUUCAAUCAAAGUUAGUCUAUUUGUAUAAAUUUUUUUAAAAAUCUAAAAUUAAAAAAAAAAAAAAAAAGAGCCAGGGUGGGUGGAUAUCCCAAAGGGAAAGAUUUGUGGAAGGGCAAAUGUUACUAUCUACUAAGCUAUUUUUCACAGAAUGAUUAAAUAAAUAAUAAAAAAAAACAAA